AUGGUCCUUACUUACAUAAUAUUAUGGGAAAAGGAGAGAGACCUUAUUCUUCAAAAUAAUAAAGAUGGAAACUGCCAGUCUGUUUCUGUUGUUACUAUAUGGACUUUAGUUAUUGGUUACGUACUGAUGGUAUCAUUCAGGUGGACUUCAAGCACUCGUCGUUACUUAAAAGCCUUUGCAUUACCAGUGUGGCUUAUACUUCUGUUCCAUUUGGCAUCGGUGGUUGGCCCUUGGAGGAUCCCGGUAUUUUUGGCUAUUGUUAUGCUGAUGAUUGUAGGACUAAUAAAUGAAAAGCAGACAACAGAUGGAGAUGGUGAUAAAAUUCAUGGGCAUGUCAUUUCAUUUGCAUCUCGCACAAUUGCAGUGGCUAUGUCAGUCACUGGGUUUGGAGAAGAUCAGGACGAAUAUCCUUCAUCGGAGCCUUCAGAUAUUUCUCGAAAUGGAGAAGGUUCUGUUGUUUCUUCCUCCAGCUCAUCUGUUUCAAUGGACAGAUCUAGAACUGACUUGCCAGUGGUAGUUAAGAAGAAGAAAACCAGUGACAUCUACUUUAUAUUGCUUGUCUGGGCCAUUAUUUUUGUCCAAAUCUGGAUGAACCUUUGGAUUCUACAGCUACUUCCUGUACCUGUUGCUGUUUGGGGUAUAAAGAAGUUGGUCAUUCAUUUUGGAGCAAUGAAUUUUAUGGAACAAUAUGUUAGUUCCUGGUGGAAGUUAUUGGAACGGUUUGUAAAAGAUCGUCAAGAUGCAUUUUUGCCACGACCUAUCCGAGGACUUGGAAAAUUCAUCAUUAAAGUUGAUAGUAAGCUGUGGCAUUGGCUUAACAAGCAGAUGAUUAUUUGGCUGGAGAGAUCACUUGACAAAAUAAUCAGCAUUUUUAUAAUCUUCCUGUUGGUGAUGGGAACACUGCUUUUAGCUCUGCUUCUUACUGCAAAGGUUCAUCAAGAGAGUGUUCACAUUAUCCAAGUUACCAGCAGUUUAAUCAAUGAGACUGUUGCUAGUCAUCCAGAGUGGGCAAACUGGUUGCCUGAAGCCCAAGUAGUACAAAAAGCUCUAAAUUCAGCUGCUAACAAUGUUUAUCAGUAUGGAAGAGAGUGGAUAACAAACAAGCUUCAUAAGAUCUUAGGAGAUAAAGUAAACAACACUGCUGUCAUUGAAAAACAAGUACUGGAACUCUGGGAUAGGUUAUACCAUUCGUGGUUUGUUAAGAAUACAACCCAUUCCAGUAGACACAAGUGGCACAAGGCUAUUCAUCGUCAGAACAGCUGGCUUGGAGACAUUCUUGACUGGCAAGACAUUGCUUCAUUUCUUCAUGAAAAUAUUGAAACGUUUUUGUCAAUUAUGGAAUCACUUUGGAUUGUAAUGAGUCGUAAUGUAAGUCUGCUAUUUACGACAGUAACUACACUGGUGACAAUUAUCUUCUACAGUGGAACAGCACUUCUUAAUUUUGUUUUGUCUCUGGUUAUAUUUUUGACAACACUGUUUUACCUGUUAAGUUCCAGUGACCAAUAUUACAAACCAGUAAAGUGGGUCAUUAGCCUAACACCUCUUUCCCAGCCUGGUCCUUCAUCCAAUAUUGUAGGGCAGUCUGUGGAGGAAGCUAUAAGAGGGGUAUUUGAUGCCUCGCUAAAAAUGGCUGGUUUCUAUGGACUCUACACUUGGCUAACUCAUACUAUAUUUGGGAUCAAUAUUGUAUUCAUUCCUUCUGCUUUGGCAGCAAUCCUCGGUGCGGUGCCUUUCCUGGGAACAUACUGGGCAGCUCUUCCAGCUGUGUUAGACUUGUGGCUGACAGAGGGUGAAGGCUGCAAAGCUAUAUUGCUUCUGGUUUCGCAUCUUCUGCCAACAUACUUUGUUGAUACUGCAAUAUAUUCAGACAUAUCAGGAGGAGGUCAUCCCUACUUGACUGGUCUUGCAGUAGCUGGUGGAGCUUAUUAUUUGGGCUUGGAAGGAGCUAUUAUUGGGCCUAUCCUCCUCUGCAUUCUAGUUGUGGCUUCUAAUAUAUACAGUGCCAUGCUGACCAGUCCAUCUUCACUCCCUACACCAUCACAGACACCGUGGCCUUUACAAGUACAGAGGCCUUUUAGUGACACUGCAGAAGAAUUGAAAACUGCAUUGGAGUGAUGCGCGUACAUAUCAUACAUAUUGUAGUUCUCAUGGAAGUAUGUUAUGUUUCAUCUGCUGUAAGCUGUUGGAUAUUGGCCUGGUUCGACAACAACGCAGUGGAAAGCCAUUCUUAAAUGGUGUCGGCCUUCCAUAUGUAUAUUUACUUUCACAAAAAAGUAUUUAUUUACAUAAUUUGAGAGUGAAGAUACAGCUUCAAGACUAUAAGAUUUCUGAUGCUUUAUUUGUAUAGAUUUUAUAUGGAUUAUUCUUCUGGUGCCAAUUUUAACAUGAUGCAGCAAGGCUUUUGUGUGGAUCAUAACGUUUUUAUUGUGCACAACUUGCCUGAACUAUGUGACAUUUCCCAUUGUUUGGGAUUCUGCAAACCUUAAACACAGUUGAGCCUCACUGUUUGCACUUUGAUGUUUCUGUAGCUAUUCUUCAUAUUUAUGUGACUCAGUACAUCUAGUCAUGUCUGAGAGAGAGAGAGAGAGAGAGAGAGAGAUGGUAGAGCAUGUCCAGGUGAAGAACUGGGAUUUGCUGUAACUGUCUUUUUACUAUGUUGUAAAAAGAGAUGGAUAAGCAUUGCCAUAGCAUUUAUAUAGUGUUUACAUUUUUAGUAGCUGAAGAAUUUCAUUGACCAAAACAUAGUAAUGUGACCACACUUAUUCUGAAUAAAUUACUGUGAGAAGUCAGCCUUUGCACUAUUUUGGAAGACAAAAUGUUUAGACACACAUCAUUAUCCAUUCAAACAGUUCAUUCCUUAAUUCAUGGUGCUAAACUUUAAAACAAAUGUGUACCAACCAUACUUUCAGAAUGUUAUCACUAAAUAUGUAAAUUGUAUGUAUACAGCUCACAAAGGACCAGCUGCAGUUCAACAUUGGAAAAUACUAUAAGUAAGUGAAACACAAACAGAGCAUGACCUGUAAUUUGGAAAGGAAAGGUCUACUUUUCUAAUCUUGUAGCUUCUGCUAGUGUCAUUUAACUUACAUUUGAUGUAGCAGGUUGUUCAUGGUGUUUGAAUCAUGGCCCUGUGCUUCAAACAAAUUAAGUUGCUAAUCCAGUGUGGGAAAAAAAACAGAUUCCCUUUACAAGCUGAAAGUUUCAAAACUUUGAACUGCAAAUGGUGGAGAGUAUAAGAUCGAAGAUACAGCAUGGAAUGGGGAAUUUACCAUUUUUCUCACUGUAGUCCGAUCUCGGAGUUGGUAUAUUUAUUUAGCAGAGGGUGUUUUUUUUUUUUAAUUACAAUUUUGAAGUUUCACAACUUCGAUUUUAUGAUCUUGACCAUUUAACUUUGAGCUUGUAAAGUAGAUCAGAAAAAACACCACAUUGUAACUUGAUGUGCAUAUUGUAAGUACUGUGCUUUUUCUACUUUUAAAUGCAGUUUAGACACUGUCAUCCACGGUAGUUCAAGGCAAAACGUACUAUGUGAACUUACUUUUCCUCAUUUUGAAAGUAUGCUCUUUUUGAUUAGUGUUUCAUUCAAGUACUUAUACUUAUGUGACAUGUGAAAAUCAGAAGAGUAACUUUUCAUUAAAUAAAUGUUUACAUGCAUUUCUUUUUCUAGCUGGAUCACCAGGCGUUAGUAAGAACAGGUAAGGUAAGCUUGAUGGGCUUGAACAGGCAGUGUCAUCUUGCCCAUCUCGGGAAGAGAGAAAUGACCUGUCCUGCCACAUAAGUGAUACCUUCUCCUUUCACAUUAGAGAUGCCUUUCUGUUCGUAGGCAAUUGCUGGAGGAAGAUGGCGGGGCAGGUUGACAAUACUAGGCAGUGCAUGUGCUGCUGAUUCAGGAAUGUUGUGGGUGGAAGCAUGCACAUCAUUCCCAUCUCGGCAGCCAUUGCAGUCUAGCUUGUCUGUGGAGUGGGGGCUAGGAGGUACCUUCAUGUUAAACAAAACACUAGGCUGCUCUGUAAUGCCAGACUCUUAUGUCCAUGGGGAAAACAUGGGUGGCUCACCCCCCCCCCCCAUGCAAAUGGGAUAAAAGGCUCCUGCACAGUUUAGUGAUGCCUGUUUUUUGCCACUUGAGGAACAGAUGAGCAGAAUAGGAAGCAAGUAAUGGAUCCACUGGGUCAGCUCCCAAGGUGGUGAGGGGUAAAAAUAAAUAAAUGUGUUACAUAUUUCCUUGAUUACAUGUGUGAAUUUUGGCUCCAUGUUUCUUUGACUAGCUCUCACUUGCCCUACCUGUGAAUAUUCCUGAAUACUGUGCUGAUUUUUUGUCCAGUUAACGAGUGGUUUGUAUCCCUCUUUCCUUAUUUGUCUUCAGGGUUUUUAAUUUACUGCUAUGAGGUAUGUCAUUCCAUCUCUGUGUUUGCUAAUGAGUGAGCAGAAUGGAUAUAAACUACCUGUUGUAUCUGUCUUCCUGUAGCUUCUAAUGCAGGAAAAAGGAUUGAAAGACUAGCUUUUGUAAGUACCCCUUGUGGUUCUUAAUCACACUAUCCAUUAUGUUCCUGUCUUCACUCUAGCGUCAAUAGAGCACAGAAAUAGCAGCAUCAGACAGAUCAGAAUAUUGCAGAAACUAGAAGCACUGCUGUGCAAGGAAAGAAAUCUUGAUUUCUAUUAAUACUGCUGUACACCUAGCUAGUCUUUAUUCUGACUGCAUGAAAUAAAAGACUGAAUUUUGAAGUAGAA
Messenger RNA from Protopterus annectens (West African lungfish), 4722 nucleotides. It is a transcript of the gene TMEM245, whose product is annotated as transmembrane protein 245. The coding region runs from base 1 to 2115 and encodes 704 amino acids. Lineage: Eukaryota; Metazoa; Chordata; Ceratodontiformes; Protopteridae. The record is from RefSeq and is a predicted model, not a curated record. The transcript is spliced from 18 exons.